CUCCGUCUUCGUCACGGACGCACCCGGUUUGGCUUAAUGUCUAGUGGUGAGUUUCGUGACAGCUUCGUCGAUCCCCCAGCCGCCAAAAAGCGGAAGCUGCCAUCGCCGACGCCGUCGCUGACACAGCCGCCCGAGCAGCAGCAGCACGAGCAGCCGCCGCAUUCGUCAUCGCCUGCGAUUGAGCGCUCUGCACCAUCAUCGGCCGCAGCCGCUGCAGUAGUAGUAAUGGCGACGUCCAAUAACAAUGGCUCCGCUCCCGUGCCGUCCGUGGAGAACAAUUCCGGCGGUGGUGUUGCAGCCGCUGGCGCCCAGGAAAUCGACGAGGGCCUGUACUCACGCCAGCUGUACGUGCUCGGUCAUGACGCGAUGCGUCGGAUGGCCCGUUCGGAUGUGCUGAUCUCCGGACUGGGCGGGCUCGGUGUUGAGGUAGCGAAGAACGUGAUUCUCGGUGGAGUGAAAUCUGUCACCCUGCAUGACACGGCGGUUUGCACGGUCGGAGACCUGUCGUCGCAGUUCUACCUGACCGCGGACGAUGUAGCCAAUGGGCGGAACCGUGCGGAGGCUAGCUGCCAGCAGCUCUCCGAACUUAACCACUACGUACCGACGGUGGCAUACACGGGCGAGCUGACGGAGGAAUUUCUGCAGAAGUUCCGGGUCGUGGUGCUGACACUGGCCUCGCCCGCCGAACAGCGGCGGGUGGCAGAAAUCACCCAUCGGCACAACAUCGCCCUGAUUGUGGCCGAUACGCGCGGCCUGUUUGCCCAGGUCUUCUGCGACUUUGGGAACGACUUUACCGUGUACGACCAGAAUGGGGCUAAUCCGAGCUCGGCCAUGGUGGCCAGCAUUACAAACGAUGUCGAGAGUGUCGUUACGUGCGUAGAUGAAACGCGCCACGGUUUCGAGGAUGGCGAUUAUGUUACCUUCACGGAGGUUGAAGGCAUGACGGAGCUGAACGGGUCGGCACCGAUGAAGAUCAAGGUGCUUGGACCUUAUACCUUCAGCAUCGGCGAUACGAGCAAGCUGAGUGGGUACUUGCGCGGCGGCAUUGCCACGCAGGUGAAAAUGCCCAAGCAGCUGAGCUUCAAAUCGCUGGCCGAAGCCGAAAACGCUCCCGAGUUCAUUAUGACCGAUUUCGGCAAGUGGGAUCACCCGAACAACACGCAGGUCGCUUUCACCGUGCUCGGUCGCUACCAGGAGCAGCACGGCCGUUUGCCACGUCCCUGGAACACAGCGGAUGCGACCGAAUUCGUGGAAAUGUGCCGCGUACGUGCGAAGGAACUGUCGAUCGAGGAGCUGAACGAGUCUAUGCUGACCAAGUUCGCAAAGGUUUGCGCCGGCGAUUUAUGUCCGAUGAACGGUGCGAUUGGUGGCAUUACUGCGCAGGAAGUGAUGAAGGCUUGUACGGGCAAGUUUACGCCCAUCUAUCAGUACUUGUGCUACGAUGCGAUUGAGUGCCUGCCGGAGGCCGACCUGACGGAGGAAGAGUGUGCACCGACCGGAUCGCGCUACGAUGGGCAGAUUGCUGUGUUUGGCCGUAAGUUCCAGGAUGUGUUGGGACAGUUGAAGUACUUCAUCGUCGGCGCUGGUGCUAUCGGUUGUGAGCUGCUAAAGAACUUCGCCAUGAUUGGCGUUGCGUCCAAGGAGGAUGGCGAGAUCAUCGUGACCGACAUGGAUCUGAUCGAGAAGAGCAAUCUGAAUCGUCAGUUCCUUUUCCGCCCGCACGACGUACAGCAGCCGAAGUCUCGUGUAGCUGCCCAGGCAGUGAAGCGUAUGAAUGGGGACAUCAAGGUAACGUCGCACGAAAACCGUGUCGGGCCGGAAACGGAGCGGUUCUACGACGAUACGUUCUUUAACCGGCUGGAUGGUGUUGCAAAUGCGCUGGACAACAUUGACGCACGUAUCUACAUGGAUCGCCGCUGUGUGUACUACCGCAAGCCACUGUUGGAGUCAGGAACGCUCGGAACUCUCGGCAAUAUUCAGGUUGUUGUGCCGUUCCUGACCGAAUCGUACAGCUCGUCGCAGGAUCCACCAGAGAAGUCGAUUCCGAUCUGCACGCUGAAAAACUUCCCGAACGCGAUCGAACACACUUUGCAAUGGGCCCGGGACACGUUCGAGGGUAUCUUCAAGCAGGUGGCCGAGAAUGCUGCCCAGUACAUUACGGAUCCAACCUUCAUUGAGCGCACGCUAAAGCUACCCGGCGUUCAACCUCUCGAGGCACUCGAGUCUGUGAAGAAAGCACUGAUCGACGAUAGGCCGAAAUCAAUUGAAGACUGCGUAAAAUGGGCCCGUAUGUACUUUGAGGAGCAGUACUCGAAUCAGAUCCGCCAGCUGCUCUUCAACUUUCCGCCCGACCAGAUGAGCUCCACCGGGCAACCGUUCUGGUCCGGUCCGAAGCGUCUGCCGGAGGCAAUCACGUUCGAUCCGGAAAACGCGUUGCACCUGGAUUACAUCUUCGCGACCGCCAACCUGAAGGCGGAAGUGUACGGCAUUCCACAGCAGCGCAAUCGGGAUGCCAUCCGAAAGCUGGUGAUGGCCGUUGAGGUGCCGAAGUUUACGCCACGUUCCGGCGUGAAAAUUGCCGUCACCGAUUCUGCCCUGCAAGCGGAGGAGAAUGGAGGCGGUGGUGGUGGUGGUGGCGGUGGCGUUGGUGGAGAAGAUCUCGACCCGGACCGCAUCAGUCGGCUGCAGAGCGAGCUGGCAGCAUUGGGCAAGCCGGACUUUACAAUUACGCCGCUCGAGUUCGAAAAGGACGACGAUAACAAUCUGCACAUGGACUUUAUUGUGGCCGCGUCGAACCUGCGCGCUGCAAACUACAAAAUUCCGCCCGCAGAUCGCCACAAGUCGAAGCUGAUUGCGGGCAAAAUUAUGCCGGCCAUUGCCACCACGACGUCGCUCGUGGCCGGAUGCGUUUCGCUGGAGCUGUACAAGCUGGCUCAGGGUUUUAACACGCUGGAGCGCUUCAAGAACGGCUUCCUGAACCUGGCGCUGCCCUUCUUUACCUUCUCCGAGCCAAUCCAGGCGAAGAAAGCGACCUACUACGACAAAGAGUGGACGCUGUGGGACCGGUUCGAGGUGAAGGGUGAGCUGACGCUGCAGGAGUUCCUCGACUACUUCGACCGCGAGCACAAGCUGAAGAUCACGAUGCUGUCGCAGGGUGUCUGCAUGCUGUACGCGUUCUUCAUGACGAAGCAGAAGCAGCAGGAACGGCUGAAUCUGCCCAUGUCCGAGGUCGUGCGGAAGGUGUCGAAGAAGAGUAUUGAGCCGCACGUUCGUGCGCUCGUGUUUGAGAUCUGCUGUAACGACGAGGCCGGCGAGGACGUGGAGGUGCCGUACGUGCGCUACGUGUUGCCUUGAAUAUCUUAACUCGCUGCUUAUCGAUAGAACGACGCAAAGUGGGGGGGUAGGGGGGGGGAGGGGAGAGAGUGGAGGGUAGGGGAUUCGCGGGGGGGGGGGAGAACGAGAUUGGGAGAAAGGACGCAUAAGGUCGCAUUAUCCGUAUAACACACACACCACGAUCCAGGAACUACGGAAUGGCGCAAUUUCAACAUCAGCAGAUGCAUCAUGGUACAGUGGACAGGUUCUCGAGCUCUCAAGCGUGCAUUUUUGUGCAGCCAUGGUUUCCGUUCCUAUGCAAUGAAUGCUACUUCGCGGCUUACCGGCCCCUUUGUUCUCCAGUUUUCCUCUCCUGUGUGGUGGUGUAUCAGAGCUAGUAUUUAUUUUUCAUUAAUAUUCCUACUACGCCCCUUUGUCGUUGGCCGGGGGGGAUGGUGAGACCGAACAGCUCCUUCCUCCAUCCCUCCCUCUUCAACCUCGUAUUGCGUACGACAGCAAAUAGCUGAUCUCGAGCGAUGAUGAUGAUGAUGAUGAUGAUGGAUGAGAAAUAGGUGGAAAGGUGGAAAUGAAAUAAUAGCACACACACGAAUGAUAUGAGAUACAGUAGUUCGUUCGGUUUUUUUUUGUCUGGAGGACGGUAGUAUACGGAGCAGAGCUGCAGCGCGCACUGACCGACCGACCCGAAGGAUGAUCGAAUGGAAAAGGUAUAAUAAAAGCAUAGCUUUUUUUUAACAACAUGUUUCAUUUUCUGCUACCGUACCGUGUCCAUGUUUUGUUGUCGUGUGAGGCCAGAGGAAGCUGAUUGUGUUUGUAUGUGUGUGUGUGUGUGUGGAGUCGUCAUCCCCGUAGGGUUUUGAACAUAAAUCAAUGAUAAUGGUGGAUAGUUAAUUGUAGCCGCGUCUCGUAGUACAGCGCAGGCAGCAGCGACCUCUGCCGUUGGUGGCGCGAAGCUAGGUGUGUGGUAAGCUUAUGAUGAUAAAAAAAAAAAACAAGGAGUAAAGGAAAGCAGGAACGGACCGAUUUUAUAAAUGUAAUAAUGCAAGAUUUGAAUUGUUUUCUUACUAUGUGCUCUCUCGUGCGUUGCACGUUGAAGCGAAGCAAGGUUAGCACGUUUCUUAACCCAUCAUUUUCAGUCGGAUGGAGGAGCGCAUUGGAGGAUUAAAUCGAAGAUCGCGCAGUAAAGAAAAAAAAAUAGUAAACCAGAACUUGUGGGACAAAAGCAAAAAAAAAAAAAAACCGAUAGAGAGCGGUCGUUUCGUAGCUGUUUGUUGUGUUUUCUCUUGUACCGUGUAAUAAUCGUACGCCGUAACUCAUGAUGCUAUGUUGUGCCGGACUGCUGCACUACGACGCCCACUGCUGUCCGCGUAAGGAACAGGUCGCUGGCAAAAGAAAAUUCUCCCUCUGCGGGAUGUUAGAUAUAUAUUUGAAGAAUAAACUUUUCACAUACCUUCACCCACCAUUCAA
Molecule: messenger RNA, 4797 nt
Organism: Anopheles stephensi (Asian malaria mosquito)
Lineage: Eukaryota; Metazoa; Arthropoda; Insecta; Diptera; Culicidae
Gene: Uba1
Product: ubiquitin-like modifier-activating enzyme 1
Exons: 6
Coding region: 37-3354 (1105 amino acids)
Biological process (GO): protein sumoylation
Cellular component (GO): cytoplasm; SUMO activating enzyme complex
Molecular function (GO): SUMO activating enzyme activity
Source: RefSeq, a predicted model, not a curated record